AUACCGAUGCACCCACCGACAUGGAAACAUAUUGUUUGUAGUGUGUACGCUAUGCAGUUGCGCUUUCUAAAACAAAUUUGGGUUAAACUGACGGCGUCGGCUACGUUGACACAGUCCCCAGACGUGGGCAGGAGACGGCGACCCGUCAUGUACUUAACGUUUCCAUAACUGGCAAGCGCCAAUCGCCAAUGUUAUUGUUACGGCAAUUAAUCAACCCCCCACGCACGGUCCUCCAUAUACCUAUGGAUAAGUAUGUUUGUAUGUCGGCCCCAUUGGCCAGGGGACAAACAGCUGUGCGUGGUCUGCUGCUGGCAAGAAACUGGCUAUGCAAAUAUGGCAAGAAUCUCGCGUAAUAAGUGGAUAUUAUAUAAAUCCAAUUUACUUCCUGCCCAACGGGCGAAAGCCAAUCAUGCGAUUCGCGAUUUAAAGCACACAUUUGUAGCAUAAAGAUGCCGUUGGGGAUUAAAAAUCGAUUGAACAAUUAAAUAUUCCUAUAAAUGGGUUUAUAAUAGAAGGCAUUUCAUAAAAAUUUAAAACAUUUUGGCUUAAAAUGAGGGCAUCUAAACAAUAAGUAUUAGGUCGGUCCUGUUUAUUUUUACUCUUAUAUUAUAUUCUUCGACUGUUAUAAAAGGUUAAUUUAGAAUAAUAUAAUUAUAAUCAAUAACUUAUGUGACCCCUAUCCACCCCACACAUUUGGCAGUCACAUUUUGAAUUAAUUACCUAAAACUUAGAUCUAUUAUCUAUUGGCAUCUUUGCCCAAUUAACUUUUAAAAGAAAGUUCAAAUGCAUUUUGAAUAACUUUCAAUCGAUCAACGACAAUCGAUAAGCGCGGCCAGUGUUGCAUGGUCGUUGCAAAAAAAAGCGUCCAUCGGUCAAAAGUCAACACUGCUGCAACGGUACAUUUUGACAGCUAGCACUCUUCUAACUUUUACUGCGAAGUCCGGACGCCAAAACGAAAAGAAAAGAAAAAAUCGAAAUGCGAUUUCUAAACACCGGAAAAUCAAAUUCUUCGGGCCCUCGCUUAAGCGUUACGCUUAAAACGCAAAACAACCAGGCACUGCAGCCACUGAGCGAUCUGCGCAAGAAUCUGCAGGACAAAACUCAAUUUCAGGGCUAUGUGCGUCGUUUGAUGAACAAUUCGGAGAAUAUAACUGCCUCCGAUGUGGACCCCUUGCUGGACACCAUCUCGAUUCGCGAAGCCGAGAUUCGCUUCGCCACCGUUACUGGCUGGGCCACGGUGAAUAUUUCCAACUGCGCCGGCGUCUCGGACGAGUCCAUCAGGCUGGCCCUGAAGUGGCUCCUGAUGCCCAUCAAGGUGGAGAUUUUCAACUUUCAGCGCAGCGGGGAAGAGGACGAUGGGGCGCGCGGACAAUUUCAGGUGGACAGCCUCUUGUGCGCCAAUCGUAUGAAGCGCUUGCAAAGCGACUUCGCCGUGCUCUACACGUGCCAGAAAAUCGGGAUGAGGGUGUCCAUUGGCCUGCCGAUCGAGGUAUGUAAGACCGAAUUCAGCGGACCCUUUGCUGAUGCGGUGCAGGAAGCUAUAAUGUCCCGCUACGAUUACACCACUCGCACCUUGGACCUCACCCGGUUCCAUGCCAGCCCGGAGCUGGCCGAGCACUUCUGCCCGUUGCACGUGGAGAAGUUGCUGGAAAAUGUUCUUUUCACGGUUAGCAAGUCCCUGCCGCAGGUUUCCAGCUUGGUGCUGGCCAACAACUAUCUGUGCAGCCUGAAGGCGUUCGAAUUUGUCGGUGGUCGAUUCGAAAACCUGGAGCGCUUAGAUAUCAGCGCCAACAAGAUCAUAGAGCUGGUGGAACUGAAGCACCUUCGUCAACACCGCUUGCAACAACUAUUCCUAGCGGGAAACGGUGUGACCAAGUACGACACCGACCAGGUGCGAGAGGUGCUGCCCACGCUGAAGGACAUCCACGGCUGUGUGCUGCCCAAGGCUAAGAAAUGUCCGUUGCCCAGUCCCCAGAGACUGCAGAGUGCAGGGACCUCCAGAAUGGACUUUUGCCUCUCCUUUGUAGCUGCCUACUACAGCUUCUUCGAUGAUCCGGAGACGCGGUCGGAGUUGGUGCAGUACUACAAUGAAGAUGCCAUGUUUUCGCUGAGUGUUUCCGAGAAACUGAACUGUGCCCCCUACAGGAUGUACAAUCGCAAUCACAAGAACUCCCAAUCCACCUUCGCCCGCAGCUCCAAGCUGCAGUUGAACAAUUCGGGCAUUCUACUGGCUCUCAGUCGGCUUCCCAGGAUGGAGACCGAUUAUAAGAACGCCUCCAUAGACGUACAGGUGUCCGAGAAAAACCUGUGCAUCUUCACUGUCACUGGGAACUUCCUAGAGAAGACUGACUCGGGCAACGAAUUGCGCUACUUUCAGCGCAUGUUUGGUCUCCGCCCAAUCGGAUGCCCCGGGUGGCUACUAACCAAUGAUAUGCUCUGUAUCAUAACCACCAAGCCUGUCCGAAAGGAGCCUGACGGGCCAUUGGUUAGUCUCGUUGGGAUCGACGAUUGUGAGCCGAUGCUGGACGACGCUGAAGAAACAUUCACUGAGCCAGCUGCCAAGAAUGCGAAGGCCAAUAAUCAAGUUGUUUUCGAAGAUGAAAUGGACCCUCCAGACCCUGUUAUGGAGCUGUCCAUGUCCAUGCCAAAGAUGGCACUCUCAUCGAACGAGGCAUUCGAUGAUAUGCCUCCUCUAGUACCAAUAGAUAAGUUGGUAGUCAACAAUGAGGCGGUUUUGGAGAAUGAGAUCGACGACACGGUCGUAUCCGAUGAUGAGAGCUACGACCUGGUCAUCGACGAGGAUGUCCUCAUCGGAGAGGACUUCUGAUUAGUUUUAAAAGACAAGAAAAUAGGCUAAGAUCGUUUAUCUAUUACUUAGACUAAGAUCGUUCAUAAGUCACCAAGCUCAUGCUCAACAAUAUAAUCAUUAACCAACUAAUGUUUUUUCGCAAAGCCUACAAACACAACAC
Molecule: messenger RNA, 2969 nt
Organism: Drosophila ananassae
Lineage: Eukaryota; Metazoa; Arthropoda; Insecta; Diptera; Drosophilidae
Gene: Nxf3
Product: nuclear RNA export factor 1
Exons: 1
Coding region: 977-2827 (616 amino acids)
Biological process (GO): poly(A)+ mRNA export from nucleus
Cellular component (GO): nucleus
Molecular function (GO): RNA binding; protein binding
Source: RefSeq, a predicted model, not a curated record